Molecule: messenger RNA, 1422 nt
Organism: Suillus subalutaceus
Lineage: Eukaryota; Fungi; Basidiomycota; Agaricomycetes; Boletales; Suillaceae
Product: glycoside hydrolase family 16 protein
Exons: 11
Coding region: 206-1291 (361 amino acids)
Biological process (GO): glucan catabolic process
Molecular function (GO): hydrolase activity, hydrolyzing O-glycosyl compounds
Source: RefSeq, a predicted model, not a curated record
AAAAUUUAGUGAUGUGAAAGACAUUCGCCUCGUGCCACUGUGAGAGCCUCGUAGCUGCGGUAAUUCAUUUCGCUGGCACAUCCAAGCCACAUCUACAAAUUUAUUCGAGCUACGCAGUGGCAACUGCUAAUGUUAAUUGUGUUCGGACGCGCACCUUAAAUCCCUGGCAGUUCGUCUUCUUUGAAUUGCAUUCUUCCUCCCGAGCAUGCUGAAACUUCAUUAUGCAAUUAUUUGCCUAUUAUACGGACAUCUUUCGGAGACCAUGGCCUUCCCAAGCAUUCUCAGUAACAUUAAUUGGAUGGCCGGAGUUGAGUCGCCAGACAGCUUUGAAUGGCCACAGAUCACAAUACCGACGAAGAGAGAAACCGCGCCCAAUGGAUCCACUAUAAUCUGGGUCAUUCAAGAUACCUAUGAGGGCAGUACUUUUUUCGAUACAUUUGACUUCUACACUGGUCCAGAUCCUACAAAUUUUGUUGACCAACAGACGGCAUUCAACGACGGCUUAGCAUAUGUAACCUCCGACAAUCAGGUCAUCAUGCGGGGCGACAAUACAACUCAGCUAGCAUAUGGGGUUAACAGAAGCAGUGUCCGCAUAGCAAGUCAGGCUCAGUACAAUAUGGGUCUCUUCAUACUGGAUCUAAACAUGGCUCCAUGGGGUUGCGGUGCGACAACUUUCUUCCAGACGGUUGGGAAUGGGCCAUGGCCAUAUACCGGUGAAAUAGACAUCAUUGAGGGUGUGCACGACAACGAAUACAACCAAGUCACCUGGCAUACUGCUCCUGAGCAAACGAAUGGCACGGAUAACCUUCAAUGCAAUGCGUUCAUCAACGACAACGCAGGGUGUGGCGUGACAGAAUGGAGCCACGCAUCAUAUGGCCCAUUAUUUGACGAGGCUAAUGGCGGUGUCUUUGCUAUGAAAUGGGAUGAAAACGGCAUCGCAGUUUGUACGUUCAUCCAUCCAAUUGGGGGUGAACCUGUUGCUGAACUGACCACCCAGUCGUGUAAUAUUACUAAUUACUUCGUAAAUCACUCGAUCAUAUUUGGUGACUGGGCCGGCAACUCAUACGCUACAUCAAAUUGUCCUGGCACGUGCGAGAGCAUACUGAUGGAUCCGGCUAAUUUUAUUAAUGCCUCUUGGAUCAUCAACUCGCUCAGUGUCUACAAGCAGGCUUGGUGGCAAGACAGCGGCACGUCGAGUGCAACCCGAGCACAUCCAAUUACGAAUUUAAAGACGAUUGGUUGGAUUAUUUCCACAAUAAUAUUCUUCCAAAUCGUGCAUGUCUCGCUUUAAGAUGCUGGCUGUCCAAGCAGAGACGUUACGAACUAUUAGACGAGCUAUCGUGGACGAUCAGCUGAGAGGAAUACACUAGUGAUACCACCUGUUGAUAGAUCUUGCACCCCUAAAAUUUUCCUUAUGACUCG